Molecule: messenger RNA, 827 nt
Organism: Drosophila guanche
Lineage: Eukaryota; Metazoa; Arthropoda; Insecta; Diptera; Drosophilidae
Product: ubiquitin-conjugating enzyme E2 5
Exons: 2
Coding region: 200-778 (192 amino acids)
Biological process (GO): protein polyubiquitination; ubiquitin-dependent protein catabolic process
Cellular component (GO): nucleus
Molecular function (GO): ubiquitin conjugating enzyme activity
Source: RefSeq, a predicted model, not a curated record
CCUUUCCAAAACCAUAUAGUGAUCCAGGGCUCGAGUAGGCACUAGUGCUAUAUUUCUAGUACACUUCAAUGUAAAUACAGCAAAAUUCUGGUUUCAUUUUAUUAUAACACACUUGUAGGUACGUCUGUGUAGCAGACGGGCGCACUCGAAAUUCCAGUAGAUCCGAUUCAUAUACUUGCUUGGAGUAACAGGGAAGCAGAUGGCCAGUGCAGUCGUAAACACCACAUCGCCCAUGGCGGGGCGACGCCUUCAACGGGACGUUAGCCGGCUUCUGGCCUCGGGCCAUCGGACCACCGUUGAUGACGAUAUGGCCAAUCUGGAUGUGCUCUUGGAGGGGCCGCUGGGUACUGCAUACGAGGGUGGCACGUGGACGGUUAGCAUUAGCAUGCCGAAGGACUAUCCGUUGAAUCCGCCAAAGGUCCGCUUCAUCACCAAGAUACUGCAUCCGAACAUCGAGUUUAACACCGGCCUGGUCUGCAUGAAUGUGUUCAGGCAGGCCUGGUCGCCCAGCUACGAUCUGUUGAACAUUGUUGAGACCUUCUUGCCCCAACUGCUGCGCAACCCCAACCCGAACGAUCCCCUCAACCACCAUGCUGCCGAGAUAAUGAAGCACUCGGAGGCCAUGUUCCGCGAGAACGUGAUCGCCUGCGUGAAGAUGUACGCGCGUCCCACUCCAGCGUGCUGCCGGUCGGACACGGCAAAGCAGCCUCUCGAGAAGCGCUCGUCGGAUCUAAGUCUAUCCGAACUGCUCUCAGACGAUGAUGUUGAUAAAGAUUAGGCCUUUUUGCUUGGUCCCUCGUUAGUUCUUUGUAUCGAAUACAGUUUGU